CGUAUGCAUGGUCGACUGUAGUUGCAUCCACGUUGACUACAUCAAUCCAUUCUUCAUUAGGAAGUCCUGAAAAUGUCACUGGAUGUGUACUUCUUCUUUUGAUAAGUAAAUUGAACUACUUUAAAUAUUAUGCAAUGUAUCUUUAGAGAAUUAACUAAUUUUGAUUUUUUAUUUUAUAGUACUGGUUAUGCGAGCAUACUACCCUCAUUCAACCUCAAGGAAAAAAUUUGUGUCCAAGGCUCCUUCGAUGGGACUUAUCAACAUUGAGGAAAAAGCUAAUGAAGAGGUCAUUGCAAACACUAAAGCCCGAAGAGGUAAAUCACAAUGAACUGAAGCCCAUUUCCAGAGAAGAAAUGGCCCUCAUUUGCAAUGAUGAUGAAGAAGAUGCAUUGGAAAUAGAGGAAAAUUUGGAGACUGAAGAAGAUGCAUUGGACAUGGAGAAAAUUUUGGAGACUAAAGAAGAUGCAUUGGACAUGGAGGAAAAUUUGGAGACUGAAGAAGAUGAAGAUCAUGUAGCUGAAGCUUUAGGAGAUGAUCAACCUUUGAAGGACUUCAUUGAUCUUCAAAAAGAAAACAAAAGGCUGAAAAGUGAGAAUAUGGCGUUGGUUGAAGAACUGAAGAAAAUGAGGGAAACAAUGCAAAAAAUAGAAGAGGAUCAAGAGGCAAAAACAAAAGAAACGAUGGAAAAGAUGAGCAACACAGAGAAAGAAAUGGAGAAACUGAGAAAGGAGAUUGAAGUACUCGAAUCUGAAAAUAAACAAUUGGUUGAAUAG
Messenger RNA from Camellia sinensis, 773 nucleotides. NCBI's taxonomy places the organism in Eukaryota, Viridiplantae, Streptophyta, Magnoliopsida, Ericales, Theaceae. The record is from RefSeq and is a predicted model, not a curated record.